UCUAGCGCAAAACAGUCGAAAUUGUCAGCUCGUUGGCAGAGCAUCGCAGUAGCUCUCCUUUAGUUUAACUUUUAGUGCCCACUGGGACCACAUUUGGAUCCACAAACCCACCGAGGACUUUACACAACAGUUAAUAUGGCCAAAAUAUUGAUCAGUGCUUUAUUGUGCGUUGCCAUGUUUGGCUCGAUGGUUCUUGGCUCUCCGGAAUGCCCCACGCCCAAUGGUCGAUUUGCAGCGGGGGAUCAGUGCGAUGCGUACACAGAGUGCCAGGAUGGUGUGCCCGUGGCUAAACUUUGUCCGGAUGGACUGCUCUUCCAUCAGCGCACCAAGGCCACUGGUGAGUGCACCUAUGCCCCUUACUCCACCUGCAAGGAGCGGGCUCGUCUGCAGCCGGCCAAUGGUACGGAUGAGUGCCCCCGGCAAUUUGGUUUCUAUCCCAAUGGAGACGCCACCAAGUGUGGAGUGUACCGCAACUGUGCCCAUGGAGUGGCCAGCCUGACCAAGUGCCCCGAGGGAUUGGCCUUCAAUGAGGAGACCUACCAGUGCGACUGGCCCGAUCUAGUGGCCGACUGCAAUGCCGAGGCCUAUCUGGGCUUCAAUUGCCCCGCCGCCGAUGCCCUCGAUGGAACCGCACCCGAGGUGGAUGUCAGUCCGGAGGGGGAGCUGCGCUACUAUCGCCAUCCGCAGACCUGCAAGAAGUACUUCGUCUGCGUCAACGGGCAUCCAAGGCUCUACAAUUGCGGCAAGUAUCUGGCCUUCAACUCGCAGUCCAAGCUGUGCGACUUCUACAACAAGGUGCCCGAGUGCUAUGCCCUGCUCAAGGAGAAGCAACGCCUGAAGGCGGAGAAGCUGGGUCCCCAGGUGGCCCAGACCGAGGCCUAGGCUCUUGGAGAAUCCCAUGGGAUCCAAUCGCAGAGGCUGCAUAGAUAUACCCUUCCUGUGCAAUGAUUAUUAUCUUGUAAAUAUGUAUGUGCUUGUUGUUUAUGCAUUGCAAUAAAUAAGUAAUCUAUAUAUAAAUGUAAA
Messenger RNA from Drosophila subpulchrella, 1023 nucleotides. Its product is annotated as protein obstructor-E. Lineage: Eukaryota; Metazoa; Arthropoda; Insecta; Diptera; Drosophilidae. The record is from RefSeq and is a predicted model, not a curated record. The transcript has 2 exons. Gene Ontology annotation, cellular component: extracellular region. The coding region runs from base 136 to 882 and encodes 248 amino acids. Gene Ontology annotation, molecular function: chitin binding.